AUGAGUUUCAAGUACUUCACAGAUGAUAUAAUAGAGCAAUUUACCGGAACGGGUAGUAUAGAAAUUUUCGAGGCUUUGGAUUCCUACGAAACUUCUAGUCCCGAAGCCGAGGAAGAAGUUGUCUUACUUUUCACUGAAAUGAUUCAAUCUUUUGAGGAAGGAACUUUGAAGAUGGAACAUAUUGUUGAUUUCCUUAGCCAAUCGAUCAAGAAUGAUGACGUGGCAAGAUUAUUUUGCCAAGUGUUGAAUUCAUUUCCAGUUACAGAGAAUACACGAGCUUUGUUGUCAAAACUUAGCCAAAACGACAAUGUGAUAAAAUCGCACACCAUUUCAUUAUACAUCAAUUCAAACUUUAUAAAGGAGACUGAUAUCGUUCCUAGCAAGAUGUUGUCGAAAGCAUUAAAUACCAAGUUGAGAGACAAGUUGUAUACACAGAAGAAGUACAAUUUGUUGCAUGAGGAGAUUGAAGGGUAUUCGAAGUUUGUCGCGGAAUUGCAUAUUAUAUUCUCAUCAGACGAUACUGACUCGCAAAUUGAUUAUGCUUUGCAAGUGGUUGAAAAAUUAAUUGGUCACUACAGUCUUGAUCCGAAUAGGUGUUUGGAUAUUUUAUUCGGAAUACUUUCAGAGGUUAUCGUGGGCAAGGUUGAUUCAAUCUUAGAAUUUUUCAAGAAAAGUCGAUGGUGGCCAGCAUUGGAAAGUGACAAUUCUUCGAUCAGAUCGUUGUCAACUGGAGGUAGUGACAUUGCGGCAAAAAUACUAGGAUUGAAGAUUUUAAACUAUCCAAAGAUCAAGGACUUGCCAGAACUGUUUAAAGUCUUGGUAACCAUUUUAAUCAAAGAAGGGUUUGUAAGUUUUGGGUCUGUUUACAAGUAUAUGCGCCCUAGCGAAGCAGAAAUGAAGGACCUUGAAAACAAGUACAAUCUGAAGCUAGAAGAAGAGGUGUUGAAAGCUGGGGCGAAUGCGUUGGCAUUGGCCGCGCCUCUUGCAGAUGACGAAGAUGUGGACGGGAAAGACAAAAAAGGAGCAAGCACCCCUGUUGGGAAUGCGUCCAAUUUCAAAUUGGAAGUCAACUACAAGUUUCAGUUUUUGAAAAUUUUCUUAGCCAACGGACUUUAUUGGCCGGCGAUAUACAUCUUGACAGAAUAUCCGUUCUUGGCGGACAUAGAUGAAGAGAUACCAAAGCUCUUGCUUCGACUUUUUGGGGCAAUGAUCGACCCGUUAUAUGGGCAAAUUUUUCCAUUCGAUAUGGAGGAGCUUGUUCAAUUGCAGGCUACCAAGGGCAUCUACUUCACACGUCCUGGUAAUAACGUUAAUGUUGAACCUUUCAAACAAGUGGACUACUAUAGUUUCAAACCGAUUAGAAAACUACACGCGCGGAGAAAGUUUCAUUACUUUUACCGCAACUGGAAAGCUGGAUUGCCUAAAAUUGACGACUUUGCUUCCUUAUUUGAGGCAUCACAAGGGAUUUUGAAGUUUAUUGGAUCCAACUUGUCUAAAGAUGAUGAGGUUUUUAUCAAGUUGUGUGACAUUGUUCAUUCAUUUCAUUCGAAGGAGGAAUUGAAAGAGGACAUUUUCCACUACUUUAGAAAUUACAUAUUCCCGCUGAUGUCAUUAAUACAAGAGAACUCGAUUGCAAUAGACAGUGCCUAUGCUAUUUUAGCAGCUUAUCCUGUCGAAGAUCGUUUUAGCGUUUAUGGAGAAUUGUACAACAAUUUAAGAAAAAACAAUAUGCGAAUCAAGAUUGCAUAUAGUAGUGCUGAAAAAGCGACGAAGGAUGUUUUGAAAAGGCUAUCAAAUGAAAACGUUCGCCCCAUGAUGAGACGGUUAGCAAAAAUCAGCUUUUCCAAUCCACUACCAUGUUUGUUGACAAUAUUACAACAGAUUGAAAGUUAUGACAAUUUGAAUACCUUAGUUGUUGAAACGGCAAGGUAUUUCAACAGUUAUGGAUGGGAAAAUUUGACAAUUGCUAUUUUGAUUAGACUCAGCUCAGAUCGAAGGUCAAUCCACGAUAAUGGUAUGGGGGAACGUCAGUGGCUCCAAUCUCUCGCAUCAUUUGUUGGUAAAAUUUGUCAAAAAUACCAAAAAGCAAUCGACACUAAAAUGAUAUUGCUCUAUUUGAUCAAGACGUUCUACACUGGCGAUAGAACGGGGUUGUUGGUUUUGAAGGAAAUGCUCAUUUCAAUGGGUGGCAUUCAAACCACUUCAGAUUUGACGCUUCGUCAAAUAGACAUGAUCAAUUGUGGAUCCUCAUUACAGAAAGUCGUUUACCGGACUAUUGACGAUAUGAGAUACGAUAGAUUUGAUUCAGGGACUCACUUAUUGAAAUGUCUUCUCGACUUGGAUGCGGUCAGUGAACUUAUCAUUCUACUCUGUUCAAUGUACCAUGAUUUAGUACAUGAUGCCGGUGAGAAUCAAUUAAAAGUGUUGGCCAACAGGGUUGAUGAGUUGGUAUCAGUGAUGAAGCUUUUCAUCACAUUGGUGUGCUUUUUUGGUGAUGGAAAUAUCGAGGUGAUGCCCGUUACUGAGUUACGUGAACAGUACAAUGUACCAAUUGAGUGGGGAUUUGACUUGUGGAGAUUGAAGAAGGACGCAUUUGCCACUUUGCAGAGCCAAGGUGUGGAGUUGUGCCCACCAGACUUUUCCCCAAGUUUGUUUACCUUAUUUUGGUGUUUGAGUUUGAAAGAUGUAAAUUUUUCCGAUCUGUUGUACACCGAAGAAUUGGAAAAGCUUGAGUCAGGUAUCAGAGGUUUGAAAGACGCGGUUAGUAUUAAUUCUAGGGACAAAGAUUUUCCAAGGUCCGCAAUCGAAAAGUACAAGAAGAAUAUUGAAGAUAACGAAGCUUUCAUUGAAAAAAUACCAUCAGAUAAACAGAGUCACAAAGAAUUGAAUGAAGCCACCGACAAGAAGAUUCAGGAGUUGUCAUCCGAUUGGUUUUCCUCAGAAACUUCCGAAAAAGUGGAAAUUUUCAUUAAGACGUGCAUAAUACCUAGAGCAAUACACUCGUCUUUUGAUGCUGUAUUUUGUGCAAGAUUUAUUUUCAAAUUGCAUGAGCUCGGAGUAGAAAAUUAUUCAUUAUUCAAUGUUUUGAAUAAAGCAACUCAAGAUGGACUACUAUCAUCCAAUCUAUUUUCGUCAACUCCCACUGAAGCUGAAAACCUUGGAUUUUUUUACGCCUAUGUGUUAAAACGAUUACACGAGUUUACAGAUGAAGAGAAGAUCAAAGAAUUGAAUGUGGACGAUUUUGAAAAGUACAGAAGCUGGGUUUACGAUUACCACGGCGUCAUAUUGUCUGAAGUGGAGACCGCAUUGGAUACCAAUGAGUAUAUGUCACGAAGUAACACCAUCACAUUUUUGAAAAACUUACUCGGAGUAUACCCGGUCGUUGAGGAUCAUUGUGAAAAGAUGUUGGGUUUGAUUGAAAAAGUUUAUACUGGUGAGGAUAAAGAGGACAUCAAAUUGUCUUCUGGAGCUUUGCUCAACCAUCUCAAAUCUAGAGCUAAACAAUGGGUACCUAUAUGGGACUUCAAAUCUAUUAGUGAGGAGGAGAGGCAAGCAAUACUUGACAAGAAAGUGAAGCUUGAAAAAGCGAAAGAGGAAGCUGAGAAACUAGCCAAAGAAGAGGCCGAACGAGAUGAAAGAGAGAAGCGAGAAGCCCGAUUGAACGAGGAGAAAAGGGCGAAGGAAGAUGAGCUUAAAAAGAAGCUCGGUGCUAUCAACUAUGGGUCCCAGCUGAGACCUGGUAGCCGAUUAUCUGGUCGAAUCGUUGAAGUCAAAUCCAAUGGCAAAUAUGACGAUUAUCAAGCAAGACACGAAGAUCAGAUGGAGAUUGAUUCCCAAGAGGAUAAUGUUGUCGCUACAGCUGAAGACUCCGAAAAGAAGAUUGAGCAUAUGGAGCAUGUGGAGCAUGAAGAUGCUGCUGAAAAGAACGAUGGUCGUCCUAGUCAAACUGAAGGGACUGAAGAAGUCGCAAUGAAUGCAUCAGAACAAACUGUCGAUGUUCAACGAGAUGACACAGUCAAACUGGAAGAUGCAACGGUAAAUAAAGUAAAUGAAGAUACGAGUGCUGCUCAGAGUCAAGGUUCCAGAGAAGAUGAUAGAGCGAAACAAGACAACAACAACGAUGCCACUCAGGACAACGCACCAGAGCACGGUACCAAGCUUAAGGAAAUGACAAAGAGACUGCCUCUUCCUCCUCAAAGUGAACUUUCCAAAGGUUCUGAAAUUAGAGAUAAUUCCAUAAACAGGAGAGCUCCCCUACCACCCCAAGAAAGGCUUUUACCAAGUGGAGAUCGAUCGCCAAGAUUUAGUCCUCGUGGACCUGGACUGGGACAGGCACAGGGGUCACGUAGGUUUGGAGAAACUUCCAAUCUAUCAGUUCCACCCCCACCUCCUCCACCCCCACCUCCAUCUCAAUCACGUUCAAACUUCGGCCCCACGCGUGCUUCUUCAUCUUUUGGUCAACGGGACCAAUAUAGUUCGUCGUCCACAAGAGGCCCCACUUUUGACAACAGACGUGGUCGAGGAUUUGAUAAUCGACCAUCAAACACUCAACGUGGUGGUGGACCAAACAAUAACUUUGGUUCUGGUCGAUACGAGGGGAGACUGGCUAGGAAUGAUAAAAGUGGACCAGAAGUUGGCCCACAGUAUGAAAGUGGUAACAAAAGAAGAUCAGAUGGACAAAGUGGUAGAGGAUAUGACAAAAGACACAAAUACUAG
Molecule: messenger RNA, 4716 nt
Organism: Lodderomyces parapsilosis
Lineage: Eukaryota; Fungi; Ascomycota; Pichiomycetes; Serinales; Debaryomycetaceae
Exons: 1
Coding region: 1-4716 (1571 amino acids)
Biological process (GO): mRNA export from nucleus; mRNA processing
Cellular component (GO): THO complex part of transcription export complex
Molecular function (GO): mRNA binding
Source: RefSeq, a predicted model, not a curated record